AAUGUCAAGUCCUAAGCUUCGUAUGAUUACAGUAUUUGUCAUCAAUAUAAAGUUAAACUUAUUAUGCUGAUGUGCAAUGAUUGGCAUCAUUGCGUUUUCUAACUAAUUUGCAUGGUUAUAUAUUUUAUUUAAGCGUGUGGAAUAUUUUACAGAUUGUAGGGAAUUGUAAUUGCAAACUUUUCAUUUUAAUCUUGAGGCAAAGCAUGAAUUUUCCUUGUGUAUUCAUUCAUGUAUAUUUGUGAUUUAUUUACACAGACAUUCGCCAACUCUGUUUUCAAAGGUGCCAAAUUUUCUUGUGAUCGUUUUCGCCAUGCAUUGUUGAGAGACUUGCGGAAGAUGGAUGUUCAACAGCUGUAUCUUCAUCUAGGCUCAAAUGACAUUCUUACGAAUGAAGCGGUGUUUUACCGAGAUGUAGCUGACUUGUGCGAUUUGGUGCAUCAGGAGGCGCACAAUCGGUGUCCAGAAUGCAGGGUUGUUUGCUCCAACGAAGACGCUUUGCUGAGCCACUUCUGCAGUCGCCACAUCAAGCAACCAGAGACUGGAAAAGAGAGUAAAAUUAAGCUGAUAGGCUCACCAAUGAUUGCAUCUGCUAAUCAUGAACUCAACGAAGUCAGCUCAAGGAAGUGGAAGGCAUGCUUGGAAAAUAGAAGUUUCCAUUAUGAAGGAACAUACAAACAUUUCCCACCCACCAUGUGGAUCAAGAUGUUUGGGCUGAUGAUUCUGGGUCGUAUGUGUGGACAAGGUGGUCUUCAUUACAUCAUGAUGCAGCUGUGUAUUCAACAACAUGUUAACCUGUCCCAGCGGAUGUUGAUGCUCUUAAAUGAUGUUGAGAAAAAUCCAGGACCGAUUAGUUAUUAACAGAAGAACAGAACAGUAACAUACUUUUAUUACAUUAACAGAGGCUCUGAUUAGAUGUGUAUCUGCGUAAAGAACUCAUAGAAAAUAUCAAUAUAUAGAUGAAUAAAACAAAAAUAGAGUUAAACAAAUCAUGGUGAAAUCCACAAUACACACCAAGAGCUAUUAGUAGGCUUAUCUCCAUUGACUUAUUUCACAGUAAAUCUCUUUUUUUGCCUUUUCAUUAACAUUUCAAUCAAAAAUAACAUUUGUGAAAAACUUAGUCAAUGAUUAUAACUAAAGUUAAAAAUGUGGACACUGUAAGUUAAUUGACUUUGGCUUCCAAUCUGCAGUUUACAAAGUUGCUUGUUAUAGGAGUAUUCGUGCAAAUGGAUAUCCUGCAAGGAAGACUUCCACUCCAUAGGACAGCAAGAUGCACAUAUCAUCUCUCAUGUGGUUCAAGAGAAAUGCUGUAGAUGGGGAGACUGUACCAAAGUCCUGAGCUUUAAUAGUCUUGAAAUCCAUGAACUUAAACAUCUCUAUGAUGUGAGUUUAGCACUGUGUAUGAACUGGUGUUGCUUCAUUUUCUGCAUAUCUUUAUCUCAGUCUUCUCUAGUUUUGAUGGUCAAAUACAUAUUGUCUGCCAUUUUUUUUCCCCCAAUACUGCCGUUCAUCGUUUGCUUGCAUCAAGAGUUUUAAAAGAAAUUAAAACUCAUUUGUUUAGUUAGAAUCUUAUGAAAGACUUAAAUGGCCAUGUUUAAUACAAUUGUAUAACAACAUAUACGAGCUAAAAAAAUAGUUGGAAUAAUUAAUGUAUAUAUGAACAUAACAAAUUUACUUAAAAUCA
This is a messenger RNA of Dreissena polymorpha, 1681 nucleotides long. RefSeq lists its product as uncharacterized. Lineage: Eukaryota; Metazoa; Mollusca; Bivalvia; Myida; Dreissenidae. The coding region runs from base 229 to 858 and encodes 209 amino acids. The record is from RefSeq and is a predicted model, not a curated record. The transcript is spliced from 6 exons.